Molecule: messenger RNA, 516 nt
Organism: Aspergillus eucalypticola CBS 122712
Lineage: Eukaryota; Fungi; Ascomycota; Eurotiomycetes; Eurotiales; Aspergillaceae
Exons: 2
Coding region: 211-405 (64 amino acids)
Source: RefSeq, a predicted model, not a curated record
ACCGGCAUUCAGCUAGGAGAUGUUGUCUACCUCACACCAGCACCUGGACAACGGAAAGCUCCGGACAGAUACGGCCACUAUGUUAUUUAUGCAGAGCAUAGCAAGUGCGAUGUCGCCAAUAAGGCCUGGAUCCCGGAAUCAUACGACGGAAAGAAACUCUGGUAUAACCCUCACAGAAUAGACUCCCACCUCGAAGCAAACUAGCACCAAAUGCUAGAUGAGACACUUCGACUAUCAGUUAUCUCAGGCGAUGAUGCUGUACUGCAAUUGGGAAUACCAAAGCACAUGCUGGGUAAAACGGGUCAGCUUGGUUUGUUAGCAACCUGCAAGGCGAAGGCGUCGGAGCUUCCUCGACAACAUGUUGACUACAAAUCACUGCUGAGUGUUGUGGGGACCCCACAGUAGGCAGUAAACCUUUUUUCGAAGAAGGAUUAUAGGCAGCCACUGUGUGUAUCCCGCUUGAGACCCGGUGGGUAGUGCCGGGGUUCAGGUAACAGAAAGAAUACAAGUAGAAAG